Ziziphus jujuba (common jujube) is the source of this 2085-nucleotide messenger RNA. RefSeq lists its product as uncharacterized. NCBI's taxonomy places the organism in Eukaryota, Viridiplantae, Streptophyta, Magnoliopsida, Rosales, Rhamnaceae. The coding region runs from base 281 to 1324 and encodes 347 amino acids. Gene Ontology annotation, cellular component: cytosol. The record is from RefSeq and is a predicted model, not a curated record. The transcript is spliced from 3 exons. Gene Ontology annotation, molecular function: protein-folding chaperone binding.
CCACAGCUUUCUGGCAUCCAUCUCUCCCGCUUCUUCCAGACAAAUCCUUGUCCUUCUCUCUCUCUAUGCAUUAUAUCAUAUUCACCACCUCACCAAAUCUUUUCCAAGCAAAACUACGACAACCAAAAGCCAGCACCAAUAGCAUUAUCGAAAUCAUAUAUACCAGAAGAAGAAGCAAUAAACAACCUCCGUAGCCGCUGAAAUUGUACAAGCUAAAACUGCUCUCUCGGCAGCAGAAAAGAAAAAGAAUAAAAUAGAAAAAAAGUGGUCGAAGAAAAAGAUGGGUGUUGAUUAUUACAAGGUUUUGCAGGUUGAUAAGAACGCAAAGGAUGAUGAUUUGAAGAAGGCCUACAGAAAGCUUGCCAUGAAAUGGCACCCUGAUAAGAACCCCAACAACAAGAAAGAAGCUGAAGCCAAAUUCAAACAGAUCUCUGAGGCCUAUGAGGUCCUGAGUGAUCCCCAAAAAAGAGCAAUCUAUGAUCAAUACGGAGAAGAAGGUCUAAAAGGGCAAGUUCCGCCCCCUGAUGCAGGGGGACCCGGUGGUGGUGCUACCUUCUUUCAAACUGGGGAUGGUCCGAACGUUUUCAGAUUCAACCCCCGAAAUGCCAACGACAUUUUUGCUGAAUUCUUUGGCUUUUCAAGUCCGUUUGGAGGAAUGGGAGGUCCCGGUGGUGUCGGCGGUGGCAGUGGCAUGAGGGGUUCGAGAUCCUUCGGUGGGAUGUUUGGGGAUGACAUAUUUAGUUCAUUUGGGGAAAGUAGGCCAAUGAGUCACGCUCCGAGAAAGGCUCCGCCCAUAGAGAAUACACUGCCCUGUAGCUUAGAGGAGCUUUAUAAGGGGACUACUAAGAAGAUGAAGAUCUCCAGGGAAAUUGCUGAUGCCAGUGGGAAGACCUUGCCAGUGGAAGAAAUCCUAACCAUUGAAAUCAAGCCUGGCUGGAAAAAGGGAACAAAAAUCACAUUCCCAGAGAAGGGUAAUGAGCAGCCGAAUGUUAUUCCUGCGGAUCUCGUAUUCGUUAUCGAUGAGAAGCCACACAGCACAUUCACAAGGGAUGGAAACGACCUAGUUGUCACGCUGAAGAUCUCCUUGGCAGAAGCUUUAACAGGGUAUACCGUCCAUCUCACCACGCUAGAUGGAAGAAGCCUCACCAUUCCCAUCAACAGUGUGAUUCAUCCAAACUACGAAGAGGUGGUGCCAAAGGAAGGAAUGCCAAUACCAAAAGAACCUUCAAGAAAGGGCAACUUAAGGAUCAAGUUCAACAUCAAAUUCCCAACCAGGUUGACUUCAGAGCAGAAGUCCGGAAUUAAGAAACUUCUGGCGCCCUGAUUGGAUUGCAGAGAAGGUUGUAAUAUGAGAUUUUGAAACUCCCUUGUGGAUAUGUUUUUUUGGACGUGGCUUGGAGACUGGAGUUGUAUCAAUAGUUUGCUUUGUAUGGUUUGACACAUUUAGUUAUUCAGACAAAUAAAGAAGGAUAAACAAAUUUUCUUCCAAAAGGAAAGUACUCAAUAAUUUUGAUUAAUCCGGCUAUCAACUUUGUCCCCUGAGUAAACAGGAUUGUGAUGGUUUUGGAAAAUCAAUAUUAUUGAUUCGUAUGUGGUCCCCUCCUGCAUGUUUUCCUUUAAGCCUGCAGAUGGAGUUUUAUGGAAUAUUUAUGAAUUACCGAUGUUAAAUUGAGUAUAACUUGAUGACUUCAGGUGUAACAUAUUUCAAGCUUCAGCAGCCUAACGAUGGAAGGUAUGGACAGUCGGUAUUUUCAGUUUCUUCUGUUCUGUGGCACUUGAAGUGGGCAUGGACAAGUAUCUGUGCGAAUUGAAUUGUUCAACACCCUUUCAAUUUUCUAUAAACAAAUAAGCUAAUAAUAAUAAGGUUAAACACACCUGAGGGGGUGUGUGUAUAUGUAUAUAUAUAUAUAUAUAUAUGUGUAUCAGGCAGAUUAAGACUUUUAUUUAUUUAUAGUUAUUUGUAAUGUGUGUAUAUAUAUAUAUAUAUAUAUAUCAGGCAGAUUAAGUCUUUUAUUUAUUUAUAGUUAUUUGUAAGCCAUUACAUAUAAAACCAUGAUUGGUAAUAUACACUUUAUUCGAGUGUCC